This is a messenger RNA of Mercenaria mercenaria, 662 nucleotides long. RefSeq names its product heavy metal-binding protein HIP-like. The coding region runs from base 45 to 662 and encodes 205 amino acids. The record is from RefSeq and is a predicted model, not a curated record. The transcript has 2 exons. Lineage: Eukaryota; Metazoa; Mollusca; Bivalvia; Venerida; Veneridae. Gene Ontology annotation, molecular function: protein binding.
UGUCCUAGUUGACUUUCCUAACAAUAGUUGAUUAUACAGGCAACAUGGCGUAUAUAUUCCUUCUUUUAAGCCUUAUACUGACAGCUUCAACAUUCGCGAAUGAAAUUUCUGGAGACAUAAUUAAGGAAUUAAUCAACAGGCUCGAUGCGAAUGAUCGUGCACACAAACAUGAUAUUUCGUCACUCAGUAGGAGAAUAAACGAAAUGGAAAAGGAUUUUCUAAAAAGAGAAACGUAUUUGUUGCAGGAAAUAAAUCAACUGAAACACAAAUUGGGAGACGACGGCAUUACACUUGAAAAAGACCAAGAAAAUGAGAAUGUACAUCCCGAUUUCAUAUUGCAUAAUGAAAAGGAGGUACUUAAAGAAAGAAGGUCUUCGAUAGUGCGGGAAGCAGUCGAGAAAGAAGUAGCCUUCUACGCAACACACACACAGCAUGAUAUCCGAAAGUUGGGUCAAGGACAAAUAAUUGCAUUCGAUCAAACCGUGACAAACAUUGGUAAUGCAUACAACACACACCACGGUGCUUUUGUCGCUCCAGUUGACGGCACUUACGUUUUCCAUGUGACGUUAAUGGGUACACUUCACAACGCCUCUAACCACUAUUACACUGCAGACAUUGACGUCGACGACGUUGGUUAUUCGAAGUUCUAUAUACAUUUGUAG